AUGCCUCCCAAAGCCGAUCUCAACAAGGCCGGCGUCGAGACCUCUGACUUUCCUAUCCUCUGUCAGUUCGAGCCUGGCUACGAUUCAGGUAGACGAUUGUCGAGUAUGCUGACCUUUCCAAUGUGCUUACUCGACAGGCGAGACAUGCUUGGGGCCUAAUCCGUACGUCGAGUGACCACCCUACCCCCUACCCCCUACCCCAUACCCCCCCAUACGCCUCGCCUCGCCACCGGCACAGCUCUCCUGCAACAUCCGCGUCACCGUAUGACUCAAGCUCACCCUUCUACCCUACAUGCUUCAUCCCACAGCUACGUGCGCAUGUCGAAGCAACCGCUCGGAGCAGAAUGCAAGAUCUGUACUCGCCCCUUCACCAUCUUCCGCUGGCUGCCCGGCGUCGGCAUGCGCUACAAGAAGACCGAGAUCUGUCAAACCUGCGCCAAGGCCAAGAACGUCUGUCAGACCUGCUUGCUCGAUCUGCAGUUCGGUCUGCCGACGCAGGUCAGGGACACGGCCUUGAGGAUGAAGAACCAGGCGCCGACGAGUGCGAUCAAUCGAGAGUAUCAUGCUCAGAAUCGUGAGUCUCCGCAGCGCCAGCUUGUGUGCAGAGCGCACACGUACUGAUAACAAACGCGGUGUCCUUUCCAACACCACAGUCGAAAGCGCAAUGGAAGGUGGUGCAGCAGGGGGAGCGAUCAACUUUGGCAAAGCCGAUAGCGCCGGCAAGGAGCUGCUCAAACGUCUCGCCCGCAAGGACCCCGAAUACAAACGCAAUCGACCGCACAUCUGUUCGUUCUACGCCAAAGGGGCUUGCAACCGCGGCGACGAGUGCCCGUAUCGCCAUGAGCUGCCGGUCGAGAAUGAGCUCAGUCAUCAGAAUAUCAAGGAUCGAUGUGAGUUUUCGUGAUGGUGGGGACCGGCCACGGCGGACGGGGCAUCAACUCUCAGGAGUUCUUAUGCGGCAUGGUUCUGACUCCUACCUACCUUCUGACAUCACAGACCACGGUACGAACGAUCCCGUCGCGCGCAAGAUCAUGGCCAGGAACGCCGUCGACGCGGGCCUCGCCCCACCCGCCGACGAAUCCAUCACAUCCCUCUUCCUGACCCAACUUCCCCCAACCGCAACCGAAGAACACAUCCGCGCUUACUACGCAGGCGAAGGUGCGGCCCUCAAGUCCGUUGUGCUGGUCCCGGCGAGUAAAGUCGCUUUCGUGAAUUUUAAAGACCGGAAAGGGGCCGAGGCCGCGGCGGCAAAGAGUAGUAUGAAGGUUGUUAUUGACGGCAAGGAGGUCAAGGUCUCGUGGGGGAGGGCGAGGCCGAAGAAGGAUGUGAACGCUUGA
Microbotryum saponariae is the source of this 1337-nucleotide messenger RNA. Lineage: Eukaryota; Fungi; Basidiomycota; Microbotryomycetes; Microbotryales; Microbotryaceae. The record is from the annotation of a GenBank genome assembly.